Molecule: messenger RNA, 918 nt
Organism: Tripterygium wilfordii
Lineage: Eukaryota; Viridiplantae; Streptophyta; Magnoliopsida; Celastrales; Celastraceae
Product: 2-hydroxy-palmitic acid dioxygenase mpo1-like
Exons: 4
Coding region: 164-778 (204 amino acids)
Biological process (GO): sphingoid catabolic process
Cellular component (GO): endoplasmic reticulum
Source: RefSeq, a predicted model, not a curated record
GGUCCUCAGAAAUGCAAACAGCCGGCGGACUUUAGCCUUUUUCCGUGCAUUGGGAAAUCCGUGGAGAACAGAGAACAAAGCAGAGGAAGUAUUUUCUCAAUCCCAAAAAUCUUUAUCUUCGUAUUCCCAGAAAAAAAGUUCUUAUUUUUUCGAGAAGAUCCAGAUGUGUGAGGCGGGGCUGUUUGAUCUGGAGAAGCAUUUUGCGUUUUACGGAGCCUAUCACAAGAACCCAAUUAACGUUUUGAUACAUACCUUGUUUGUUUGGCCGAUAGUCUUCUUUACUCUUGUUAUUCUCCACUUCGUACCUCCUCUUUUGAAUCUCUCGCAUAUUGGGUUCAUCCCAUCGGGGUUUCUUGAUGAUCGAGGCUUGGUAUUGAAUUUGGGUUUCUUCUUGACUAUAGUCUACGCCUUGUUUUAUAUUUGUUUGGAUAAGAAAGCCGGGUCUUUAGCUGCUUUGCUCUGUCUUGCUUGUUGGGUUGGUGGCAGUUCUCUUGCUGCGAGACUUGGGUUCUCUCUGGCUUGGAAGGUUGUUCUGGCAGCACAGUUGUUCUGUUGGACUGGACAGUUUCUAGGCCAUGGACUAUUUGAGAAACGGGCUCCAGCUCUUUUGGACAACCUUGUUCAAGCCUUUGUGAUGGCACCUCUCUUUGUAUUGCUGGAGGUUCUGCAAACAUGCUGCGGCUAUGAACCAUAUCCGGGGUUUCAUGCAAGCGUAAAAGCAAAAAUUGAAGCUGAACUCAAGGAACUUGAGGACAGGAAACAGAAGAAGAUUUCUUAGAUGAAAUGGUCAACUUCAGCCAGCACUUUAAUAUACAUGUAAAACAAUAUACAUGUGAUAUGUGAUAGUAGACAGAUUAAUGUGUACCACCAUUGUUCUCAUGUUUGUUGAUGCAUAAGCUCCAGGUAAUUGUUUUCUAA